AUGAUUUCUCUUCCGCCUAAUAUUGAGGACUGGAGUCCACGAAUAGUGUUAGAGUUCCUGAAGGCAAAUAAAAAAAAACUACAUCUUACUGAUGAAAUGGUACAGGCCGUGAAAGAACUGGACUAUUCCGGUAAAAAUUAUCUUCGGUCAAACGAAAAUGAGCUCAGAAGUUCCGGCCUGUCUCCUGGAGCAGUGAUAAGAAUCCUUGAAGAGCUUGAAGAACAAGCGAAUAAAUGCAGCGAUCAAUUUCGACGAGCUUUGCCCGCCAGAAGAAAAGAGCCAACCCCUCCACAAUACGAUAAUGAUCAAGAUUGCCUUUUAACGACCCCAAAAUCGAGUAAAAAAAGGUCACUGUCUCUCCCAGAAGAGGAUUUGACUCUCCCAAAUACAGAUGAAAUACAUAUACUUAGGGAAAAAUUCAGAAGAAUAUAUAACUCUAGGAAAGAAAGCGAAGGUCUUACAUUUGUAAAAAUAGCAAAAAAGGAGAUUGACAAUGGUUAUAUUGGUAAGGGGACCUUAUCAAAUUUUUAUAACGGUAAAUCAGAUCUUAAUAGAGAACCAAAUCUGUUAGCGAUUAAAGGGUGGAUUGAAAAAUAUGAGACAAAUACUACAAAGAAAAAAAAAAUUUAA
Molecule: messenger RNA, 630 nt
Organism: Acaulospora morrowiae
Lineage: Eukaryota; Fungi; Glomeromycota; Glomeromycetes; Diversisporales; Acaulosporaceae
Source: the annotation of a GenBank genome assembly